Molecule: messenger RNA, 1100 nt
Organism: Bipolaris maydis ATCC 48331
Lineage: Eukaryota; Fungi; Ascomycota; Dothideomycetes; Pleosporales; Pleosporaceae
Product: protein-tyrosine phosphatase-like protein
Biological process (GO): dephosphorylation
Molecular function (GO): phosphoprotein phosphatase activity
Source: RefSeq, a predicted model, not a curated record
AUGUCCACGGAACCCACUCAACCUCUUCCAAACCCGCCCUUCUACACCAUCCCCAACAUCAACAACCUCCGCGACGCAUCCAUCUCCCUCACAACCACCUCUGGCUCCAGCAUCCGGCCACGCAUCCUCUUCCGCAGCGCCGAAGUCUCCAAACUCGAUUUUGCGGGUUGGCAAGCCGUGCACUCGCUCGGCGUCUCGCACGUCUUUGAUCUCCGCUCCAAACCCGAAGUCGACAAGGGCUGGGCGGGCAUCGUCGGCAAAGAUGCCUCGGGCGACGGCGACGACGACGUGCGCCCGGGCUGGCUGCAGGCAAUGGAGCAAGCGGGCGUAGCGCGCUCGUGGGUCCCCGUCUUUGAAGAGAGUGAUUAUUCGCCUGAGCGCCUGGCCGAGCGCUACUCAAAGUACAUGGAUGAGGCCGUCACGGGCUUCGUCGACGCGUAUCGCGAUAUUUUGGCAAACGGCGGAAGCGCGUUUGGUAACGUGCUGAAAUAUCUUGCGGCUAUUACCGCUGUUGGGGCGUUGGUGCAUUGUACGGCGGGCAAAGAUCGCACGGGCAUGUUUUUCGGGUUGCUAUUUGACUUUCUGGGUGUUCCGCGUGAGCAGAUUGCUGAUGAGUACCAACUUACUGAGUUGGGGCUUGCGCAUGUUCGCGACGAGGUUGUGGCGAGGUUGAUGCAGAGCCCGGGGUUUAACAAGUAUAUGCUGGCGAGUAUGGAAGGGACGAAGCUUUCGGUUGAGGAUAUUGCGACGAGUCUAAAGGGUGAGGAGCGACAGGUUCAGGUUCAGGUGCCGCCUGAGGUGCUGGAGAAGGGAAGGCAAGCGGCGCUGCGGAUGAUUGGGGCAAGAAAGGAGAGUAUGUUGAGGAGUUUGGAGAUGCUGGAUGAGGUGUUUGGGGGUGCAGAGAGGUAUUUGAAGGAGAAGUGUGGACUAAGUGAUCACGAGUUGGAUGCAUUGAGGAGGAAUCUUUUGGUAGAGGGACAAGCGGUGUAGGGGCAUAUGAAGAAUGGUUCUCUUUGAGCGAUAGAUUAGAGGCUUAACCUAGAAAGAUAGAAAUCACAAGUCAAGUCUUGCAACUCCUGGAAGGAAUAUCAAGUAUUUGC